Molecule: messenger RNA, 2364 nt
Organism: Osmerus eperlanus (European smelt)
Lineage: Eukaryota; Metazoa; Chordata; Actinopteri; Osmeriformes; Osmeridae
Gene: eya2
Product: EYA transcriptional coactivator and phosphatase 2
Exons: 13
Coding region: 28-1362 (444 amino acids)
Biological process (GO): multicellular organism development; positive regulation of DNA repair; cell differentiation
Cellular component (GO): nucleus
Molecular function (GO): protein tyrosine phosphatase activity
Source: RefSeq, a predicted model, not a curated record
UACACGCACCACACGCAGGGCUACAGCAUGCCCUCCUACAACAUUAAAACCGAGGAUGGCCUCAGCCACUCCCCAGGACAGAACAGCCUCCUGGGCUACUCAAACUUCAGCAGCACUCCACCGAGCCAAGCUCUCUACAGCUACUCCACACACGGUGGCAGUAUUUCAUCUGGAAUUUUCCAAGGAACAAAUGCGAUCACCAGUUCAACUCCUUUUAACCCCACGCAACAGGAUUUCUCAGCCUACUCCAGCUACAGCCAGAGCCAGUAUUCUCCUUACUACAACUCCCACUACAACAGCCCGUACCUCGCAGGCAGCAACAUCAACCCAGCCGCCAUCACCUCCCCCUUAGCCUAUCAGCACCCGGAACACCCCGUAGUGCUGCCCAAUCACAGCCCGCAGUCACAUUCAGGAGAAUACCAACUGCCCCCCAGCCCCCCCACGCCAGGGAAGGAGGAAGGGGUCCCAGCUCGACGAAGCUCAGACGGAAAGCUGAGAGGCAGGAAGAGAGUCAGCGACCCCACCCCCCCCCUGGACUCGGAUAUAGAGCGCGUGUUUGUGUGGGACCUAGAUGAGACCAUCAUCAUCUUCCACUCUCUCCUCACAGGGAGCUUCUCCACACGCUUUGGCAAGGACUCUUCCAAAGCCGUGUCUCUGGGACUGUGGAUGGAGGAGAUGAUCUUCAACCUGGCCGAUUCCCGUCUCUUCUUCAACGACCUGGAGGAAUGUGACCAGGUUCAUAUUGAUGACGUGGCAUCAGACGACAAUGGCCAGGACCUGAGCACGUAUAACUUUGGCUCGGACGGCUUCCAGAGCCCGGCUGGGGCCGGGACCCUGUGUCUGGGCUCAGGGGUCCACGGAGGAGUGGACUGGAUGAGGAAGCUGGCGUUCCGCUACCGCAGGGUAAAGGAGAUCUACAACACCUACAAGAACAACGUGGGAGGUCUGCUGGGCAGUCCGAAGAGAGAGGAGUGGCUGCAGCUCCGGAGGGAGAUGGAGGUUUUGACAGACGUGUGGCUGACACAGGCCCUCAAGGCCCUGGCCCUCAUCAACUCCAGGCCCAACUGUGUGAACGUGCUGGUGACCACCACCCAGCUGAUCCCGGCCCUGUCCAAGGUGCUGCUCUACGGCCUGGGCUCGGCCUUCCCCAUCGAGAACAUCUACAGCGCCACCAAGACAGGGAAGGAGAGCUGCUUCGAGCGUGUGGCCCAGAGGUUCGGUCGCCGUGCGGUGUAUGUGGUGAUCGGAGACGGCGUGGAGGAGGAGACGGUAGCGAAGAAGAAGAACAUGCCAUUCUGGAGAGUGUCGUGUCGUGCUGAUCUGGAGGCUCUGAGCCAUGCACUGGAGCUGGACUACCUCUAGGAGGCGCCAGCCGUCCCAGCCUGCCCUCGACCACUUCCUAGACACAUCCCACGGACCAAUGAGUGCGCAGGCAGCGGACAUACACCCACAACUUCAAACCAAGACUAUAUGGGACCAAUUUUUGCAUCAGCAGGGAGUUGCAUCUAGUUACUGGAAAUAAUACUCUCUUUUUUUUCAUCUAUUUCCGCCUCUCUUUUCAUUGAAGGGGUCCCACUUUUGUAUUGUAGAGUGUUGCACUGAAAUACAAUGACCCAUUGCGCAGAAAGACAUUAAAUAGGGAUUAAAUGUUUUAGUUCUUCUGUCUAUCUAUUUGUUAGUUAAAUGUUUUUUUAUAUGGAAUAAUAAGGAAUAGGUUAAUACAAACUUUUAAAGAGUCCUAACAAAAAUUUUAUAAGCGAGAAUUAUUGCCAGCAAGUUAUUUGAGAGGAGACAAUUCUACUAUCACUAUUAAUUCAUUUUUAAUCUUCAACAAUUUUGUAUAAUAUUUCCCCCCAAAGUUACUGUGUUUUAGUCAGUAUUUAAGGAGAUUGUUAAGAAUAGUCUUAAUAGAAUUAGAUUGACCUAUGAAAUGUGACCUAUUUAUUUGAUCUGCAUGAACACAAAAAAAUCCAGAAAUAUAAUUUGGGCAAUGGGUUAGCAGAAUGUAACUCAGCUAUCUAGAAAAUGUUCAUUCUUUUUCAAACCGACUUUAUUCCUCCGGAGUUCUUAAAAAAAAAAAAAAAAAAAAAAAAAAAGAAGCUAUAGGCUAGUGCUUGAAUAGAAACCAGUUGUCUUCAAAUGAUGCUGGAAUGUACAUUUGUUGUCUUGUUUUAUUCUGUUUCUGUCUCUGAUGGUUUGUAUUCUUGUAUGCCAUGAAUCUGAUGAACUGGUGUGGUUGUCUCUGGACUUGCAUGUGCUUAUUACACAGCCUGUCAGCUUAGCUACGAUUUGUAUAUAAUGUUUUAUUGUUGAUUUGUUUUCGACAGACAGUUAUAAUAGAUUAAUAAAGAUAAAUUAAUUGUG